Molecule: messenger RNA, 558 nt
Organism: Xenia sp. Carnegie-2017
Lineage: Eukaryota; Metazoa; Cnidaria; Anthozoa; Malacalcyonacea; Xeniidae
Exons: 2
Coding region: 133-558 (141 amino acids)
Source: RefSeq, a predicted model, not a curated record
AGCUCACAUUCAGAUGCGUCAGAAGUAGAUUAUAAAUCAUCGCCUGUCCUUCAAGACCAAAUUAAGGAUCAAAAUUUUCAAGCAAUUUAUUCCGACGAAAAGUGGGAAGAGAAAUCACAUUACGCAGAAAUCAUGUCCACUGUCAGUGGCAGUGAGUUUUCUGAAUUCUUACCCACUCCUCCACGGCCAAGCGACAGCCAAUCAGAUAUCUCUACGGAUGGAUAUUUCCGUGGUAGUUAUAAAUCAUUUAAAAACAAACCUGAAAGAAACGUUAAAGAAAACAGAGAGGUUGUUGCUGAAGAGACAAGUCAAUCAGAUCAAGAAAAGCAUAAUGAAGAAACUUUAGAGCGUUUACGAUAUGGUGAGACGUGUGAGAGGAAUGGAAACAAAAGUAGAAAAAACGUCGGUUCAUUUAAUAAAGAGACGAGCUGUUCAUCGUGGACUCAUAAUAACAGCGGUUUUAGAAAGAAACAUGUGCCAAUAAAUGGUGUUCAAGUCCUUUCACCAGAACCAGUUUUAAUUCAGUUUGAAAGUAGCGAUGAGGAGAAAGAAAAUUGA